UCUUCUAGCGCCUUCUAGCUCCUCCAAAUCCUUCUCCUCAAAUAUAGCCCACUGUCUCAUCCAUUUCACUGCACAGAGAAUCUCUCAAUCGAAGCCACCUUUUUGCAAUCUCAAUGGCGUCCUCUCUCAUUGCAAAGCGCUUCUUCUCCUCUUCUCUCCUCUCCAAGUCUCUCAUUCGUCCCGCCGCUUCAGCCUCUCGCUCUUUCAACACCAACGCCAUGCGCAACUACGACGACCGGAACGACGACGUCGAACGUCGCUCAGAAUUCUCUUCCCCUCGCACUGCGCGUCGUGACGAUAUCUUCUCAGACGUGCUGGAUCCGUUUUUUCCAACUCGGAGUUUGAGCCAGGUUCUGAACAUGAUGGAUCAGUUCAUGGACAAUCCGUUCCUCUCUGCGCCGCGCGGUAUCGGAGCUGGAGCCGGAGCUCGUCGCGGAUGGGACGCGAGAGAGACAGAAGAUGCUCUGCUUCUCCGCGUGGACAUGCCUGGGCUUGGCAAAGAAGACGUGAAGAUCUCCGUGGAGCAGAACACUCUUACUAUCAAAGGUGAAGGUGCCAAAGAAGGCGACGAGGAAGAGAGCGCUCGUCGCUAUACCAGCAGGAUUGACUUGCCGGAUAAGGUUUACAAGGUAGAUCAUAUCAAAGCUGAGAUGAAGAAUGGUGUGCUGAAGGUUGUUUUGCCUAAAAUGAAGGAGGAGGAGAGGAGAGACGUGAUCAAUGUCAGUGUUGAAUAAAAUAUAAUAGGUCAUUUGGUAUUUUUGCAUAGGUUCUGUUUUCUCUUGUUUUCUGGAGGUGGUGAUGGAUGUGUUUACAUCUGUUACUUCAAAUUUUCUCUAUAAUAAAUGGUUGUAGAGUUAUUAUGAA
Vigna angularis (adzuki bean) is the source of this 864-nucleotide messenger RNA. Its product is annotated as heat shock 22 kDa protein, mitochondrial. The transcript is spliced from 2 exons. Bases 114 to 734 code for a protein of 206 amino acids. The record is from RefSeq and is a predicted model, not a curated record. Lineage: Eukaryota; Viridiplantae; Streptophyta; Magnoliopsida; Fabales; Fabaceae.